AUGGCCUCCCUUCGCGUGACGGCCGCAUCCCGCUUUUCACCAAGCAUCACAGUCCGUCCUCUUGUGUCCCAAUCGCCGUAUGCUAGAGCCGCACUCGGCUGCCAGUACCGGUACCGGUAUCGGCACAUCAACCAGCGCCGCUCAUUCGCGAGUCAACAACCACCAGAUCGCCAGCAGUCCCAAACUGAUUCAGAAUCCGAUACGGCCUCGAUAUCCUCCUCAGAUUCCGGCUCGUCAACGGAAUCGCAAUCCAGUGCUUCUUCGGUGUCCAGCCGCUCCUCUCAAAUUUCAGAUCAAGAAAAUGCCAAACAUUGGGAAGAUUAUAGGUACAGCGACGUCUCGACCUUCAAAGAUUUACCGUCCAGAACAUUUGGUGUGAACCAGCACAUGCUGAUCAACGCGGAGCUGAAAACUGCCUUUACCCACCUGCUCCGCGACGAUAGCGAACGCAGCAUCACCGAUGCCGAAUUCCGCGCCGUCCACCCGAAGCCAACGGAGGCCUUGAUGCGCACGCAAAAGGGGAAUCCCAAGAUGAUUGACUUUAUCUUUGGCGUAUCCCAUGCUGAGCACUGGCAUUGGUUGAACAUGAAGCAGCACCCGGACCACUAUUCCGGCCUCGCCUCACUCGGUUCGGGCGCCGUCGCUGCGGUGCAGGAGAAUUUUGGCGCCGGCGUAUACUUCAACCCGUACGUGACGGUGAACGGCAUGUUGAUCAAGUAUGGCGUGACGAGCAUCAACAAUCUCUGUCAGGACUUGGCCUCCUGGGACACCCUCUAUCUCGCCGGGCGGCUGCACAAACCCGUCAAGAUCCUCCGCGACAACGCCGCCGUGCGUAUAGCUAACCAGCAGAAUCUCGUUGGCGCGCUCCGAACCGCGCUCCUCAUGCUCCCCGAGACCUUUUCCGAGUUUGACUUCUUCUCCACCAUUGCCGCCAUCAGCUACCUCGGCGACCCGCGCAUGGCGCUGCCCACUGAGAACCGAAACAAGGUCAAUAACAUCGUGACCAACAACCUCGUAAACUUCCGCCGACUCUAUGCGCCGCUCAUCGAGAUGCUACCCAACGUCUCGUACGUAGGCGAGAGCGACGUCGGUAGCAGCGAGUGGCUCGAGAGUCCCGAGAACCACCUGCUGAUGCAAGACAUGGAUCUUGUCAAGAGGGCCAAUAUGGUGCGGCGCCUCCCUUCGGCGUUCCGCCAGCGCCUCUACUUCCUCUACCAGUCCAAGUUUAGCAUGACCCGCUCCGAAUUCAACAAGCUGAUGGAGGAAACGGCAGACGAGGAUGCGCAGGGCUUCAAGAGGCGGCAAGGCGGCCCCUUUGAAAUGCGCAUCGCGCAGGACAGCGUGGAGGACCUACAGGAGGUGAUGCGAAAGGCCAUCAAGAAGACCAUCUCGUGGCCCAGUACGACGCAGAGCGCCAAGGGCCUCAUCACAUCCGGAUUUGGUCGGACGAUGCGGUACAUGAGCGAGAAGAUGAAUCGCUACAAGGAGGGUAACAGCAAUAAAGCUGAGACCGAGAAGACCAAGGAUGAGGCCCCGGCAAAGGAGUCAGAGCCCAAGUCUGAGGAAGUAGCCGCUGAGCAGGCGGACAAGAAUUCCAGCAAGUCAGGCGAAGCCAAGGACGAAAAGAAGUCGGCUUGA
Molecule: messenger RNA, 1638 nt
Organism: Parascedosporium putredinis
Lineage: Eukaryota; Fungi; Ascomycota; Sordariomycetes; Microascales; Microascaceae
Source: the annotation of a GenBank genome assembly